Messenger RNA from Entamoeba dispar SAW760, 2796 nucleotides. RefSeq lists its product as uncharacterized. The record is from RefSeq and is a predicted model, not a curated record. Gene Ontology annotation, cellular component: cytoplasmic vesicle. NCBI's taxonomy places the organism in Eukaryota, Evosea, Mastigamoebida, Endamoebidae. The transcript has a single exon. Gene Ontology annotation, biological process: regulation of Rab protein signal transduction. The coding region runs from base 1 to 2796 and encodes 931 amino acids.
AUGUCACAGUUAUCAAAUGAUAAUGGAUUUGUUAUUUAUGUAGAUAUUAUUGAAGCAAAAUUAACUGAAGAAUGUCAUUGUUUUGUUGAAUGCAAUAUUAAUAAUGAAAUAUUGAGAACUAAAUUAUCACAAAAAAGUAUUAACCCAACAUUCAAUUUUCGUGCAGGUCCAUUAACUUCAUCAAAGAAAUUAAUUUUUUCUUUAUUUAAAAUUAAACGAUUUGGUAAAAAACCAAUAGAAGUUGGAUCAAUUAUUAUGAAAACAUCUAAACUUGGAAUUGAUAUUCCAAUAGAUGAAUGGAUUUCAGUUGUUUCUCCUAAAGGUAUUGUUGCUGCUUUACAUUUAAGAUUAACUAGAUCUGAAUUGACUAAACCUCCACGGGUUAAAAAAGUUGGUGAACGUUGGGUAAUACUACGUGCAUUUGAUCGUUUUUUUGAAGAAUCUCCUAUUCCUUUACCUUCAAGAAAAAAUUAUUUACAUAUUUCUAAAACUAAACAAAAACCAAAAGUAUUGUGUUCUCCAAAUGGUAUGUUUCUUGGUGUUGCAGCAAUAGGACUUUGUGAUGUUAUGGAAGAUUUAAAAAUUUAUUUUAGAGAUGAAGAAACUCCUCAAACUGAUCCAUUACUCAUUCCUUUUUCUGGAGAAAUUAAAGAAAUGUAUCCAUCUCAGUAUGAUAAAAUACCGUCUAAUAUUUGGCUUUUUUGUUUUCCUGAUGGACUUAGAUUAUCAGAAUUUCCUAUAGAAGCAGAAUUAAAACCAUUUGUUAUGACAGAUGCUGAUGGAACAUGUAGAUAUGCUAUGUUCUUAGUUAGUUAUGAAAAGAUGAAUGAAAGUGAAUCAAAUGCAUUAUGUAAACGAUUAGAUUGUAAAAUUAAAGAAUUAUAUUUCCCAAGAGCAUUAGCUUUGUUUUGCGAAUAUCCGUUAUUUAAUGAAAUGAGUGAAUGGUUAUGGGGAAUUUAUAAUAAAAAUUUUUUAAAAUGUGGGAAAAUAGGUAAUAAUGCAGUUUUUGAUGCAUUUGAUUCAAUUUUUAAUAAAACACAACCAAUUGCAUUAGGAAAUUCUCAAGAAGUUCAAAUUCAUCAAAAGAAAAUAACAAUAACAUUUCCUAAAGUAAAUGAUUUACCAUCGUCACCAUUUAUUCUUGGAGAAUUAUUUUCUUAUUUUAAUAAGACUACAAUUAUACAAAUAUUGAAUUAUAUUCUUCUUGGUGAAAGAAUUGUUUUUACUUCAUCAAAUAAUUCAUUAUUAGUAAGAACAAUUGAAAAUUUUAAAUUAUUACUAUUUCCAUUACAAUGGGUUUGUGUUUGUGUUCCAAUUCUUCCUAGAAUAUUAUUAGAAUAUUUAACUUCACCAUUUCCUUAUAUUCUUGGACUUCCUAGUUCAUAUAGAGCGGAAGCAGAUACAAUUUUUAAAGAAGAAGAAUUAAUUCUUAUUGACAUUGACAAUAGUGUUAUUCAUAGUUCUAUAAAACAUGUUACUCCAGACCUUCCAUCUUCAAUUACAAAUACUCUUUUUGAAGAUUUACUUCAAAUUACUAUUAUUGAUUUUGAUUAUUCAUCAAUGGAUCCAUGGAAUCCACCAACACCAUCAAAUAUAUCAAUACAAUUAUGUUUUUUUAAAGCAGUGAUUCAAUUGUUAUUAAAUUAUAAACAAUUUAUUGGAUAUACUUGGAUAUCAAAUGAAAAUAUUAUUAUUCAUUUUAAUGAUGAUCAAUUCAUUUUAUCACACCCACCAGAACAAAUAGAUUUCUUAAAAUCUCUUACUGAAACGCAGUCUUUUAAAUUCUUUUGUGAAAGUUAUUCUAAAAUUACAUGUUCUAUUGUUAAUGAAUGGAUGGAAAAAAAUAUUUAUAAAAAUAGUAUUUUAACUCUUACUAAAUUUUAUAAAGCAACAGAAGAACAUCCUUUAAUUUUUAACAAAGUAAAAGACCCAUUUAAGUUGAGUGAUAUCCAUAUUGAUACUUUUGGGUUAUUAAAUAAUGUAAGAAAAAAAGAAGUUAAAAAACCAAUUAUGUAUUCUUAUUGUCUUGAUUGUUUAAAAGUUCAAAUAAUAAAUAAUAAAAUAGAACCAAUUGUUGGUUCAAAAUUUAUUGACAAAUUAAUUAAAAUGAAUAAUAACGGAUCUCCAAUUCCAGAAAUUGGAAUGCUUUUUAAUGAUCUUAGUGAUAUUAAACAAAGAUAUAAUUUUUUAAAUUAUCUUCAAACAAAACAACAUUGUUUUAUUUUAAAAGAAUUUGGUCCUGGAAAUGUUACAAAAGAAUGUGCUUUAAUAUUAAUAGAAAUAUUUAAAACAAUUGGUAAGUUUUGUGUAUCACAACAUGACAGAGUAUGUGCAGUACUAAUGCUUCAAAUAUCACUAGAAUUAUGUAGAAUAGAAAAUAUUGUUCAAGAACCAUUAUGUAUUGCAUUAAAUGGAAUGCCAUUAUGGGAAGAUUCUAUGAUUUGGAUACAAUUAUAUUAUCAAAAAAUAAAUGAAUCUAAAGCCAAAGUAUUAAAUAUUAAAAUUGAAGAAUUAAAAAAUAAAAUUCCAUUAUUAUCUUUUGAAGAAAGAAAAAAACUUGUUGAGAAAGAAAAUCAAGAAGCUAUUGGUAUUAUUCAUGAAAUAGCAAAAACAAUGAAAGAUAUGAAUAUGUCAAAUGAUUUUAUUAAUACAUUUGUUGCAAGAAUAAGUACAAUGUUACCAUUUUCUGACACUAAAAGAGAUGAUUUAAAAUGUAUUAUAAAUGUUAUAACAAGAAUCUCAAUAAUUCCAGAAACAUUUGAAUCAGAUAAUAUUUAUGACUCUAUCUAUUUUUAA